Solanum tuberosum (potato) is the source of this 2548-nucleotide messenger RNA. Its product is annotated as E3 ubiquitin-protein ligase MBR2-like. NCBI's taxonomy places the organism in Eukaryota, Viridiplantae, Streptophyta, Magnoliopsida, Solanales, Solanaceae. Gene Ontology annotation, molecular function: ubiquitin protein ligase activity. Bases 210 to 2357 code for a protein of 715 amino acids. The transcript has 6 exons. The record is from RefSeq and is a predicted model, not a curated record.
AUUGCUCUCUCAGUUCUUAUACAUAGAGAGAAAGAAACUCUAUUUUUCUCUCUACCCAUUUUUCAUUCCUUCUCUGUUCUUCAAUGGAGAUGUAGUGUUUUUUUUGUGGUUUUUUUAGUGCAGAAAAUUCCGUCACUUCACCGAUCAUCUGAUUCUCAGAAUUUCCUCACUAGUGCACUAAAGGCCGUGGUUUGUCAUAAUUGGCCAAGAUGCAAAGGAACAGAAACAUACUAGAUUCCUUUCCAGAAACUAUCGAUCUUAAUCAGGGAUCUGUUUCAAGUAAUGCUUCUGGAGAUCCGACAUCCUCUUGGGAUAGCUUGCGAAAUUCAAUGGAGGGUCGAUUAUCGAAUUCCAUGCUUUCUUCUGCUAGAGAAAGUCUUAGACGUGCUGAUGAUAUUAGUUAUAACACACAGAACUGCAGGGCACGGGAUCAAGGCGAGUCGAGCUCCAGUGCCAAUUUGCAUGGCAUUGGACAUGCUAGUCAUUUGAGAAUAGGACAUGCUUGGCCGUCUUCAUCAAGUAAUCAUGUGCUGACUAAUUCAAAUUCAGAAGAGAGGCGAUUUGGACCAUACAAUGUCCUCGAUCCUGACAGUUCAACAAGUGGUUAUGGUGGAAAUCAUUUGAUUGGCAGCCCUACUAUUUUACCAAAUCUGGCUUCGGCUCACAGUCCUGCAAAUGCUAACUUAAGUGGCAUAUACAACAAUGGUGACACUCGGCUGGUUAUGAGACCAAGUGUAUCUUCAACUGUCUACACUUCUAGUAGCAGAUGGGAAGCGGAGCGUCCUGCUUCUGGUGUCUCUUACAAUGCUGGUACUUCUUCAGGUAGAUCUAGUUAUCGGCCUGGGUUCACUGAUAUAUCAGGUUCUCCCAUGGGUUGGGGUUUAUCCUACAAGCGCAAGGUCCUUGAAGGCAGUUCUGGGCAGUCUUGUGGUAGAAGUUCGAGCUCCAAUGCACAAUCUGAGAACAUUAGACCGCACAAUUUUCCAAGUCAACAUGGUGCUUCCAGCAGCUUAAACAUAUCACCAGCCUCUGCAAGCGUGCAGAAUAGGAUUGGUACAAGAGUGAUUGCCUCUGACAUAAUUCCUCCUCUUAGUGCUAGUGGAGUUGCGGAAACCUCUGCCAGAAAUUCUGGGAGUGGACAAAAUCUUGAGAAUCAUGAUACAGUUACAUUUGGUUUACUGCCAACUAGGACCAAUUUAGGGCAUUCUAGUGUUGGUUCUACUCUUGUGACUCCUCAACCUAUUUCAGUAUCUAAUUAUUUGGGAUCCAGACAACCAAUUUCACAGUCAAUGAAUGCAGGUAACUCAAGAAGCCAUUCUGGCCUAAUGUACGUUUCUGGUGUUCCAAGUGGUUUGCAUCCAGUUCCCCGGAAUGUGUCUCCUAAUUCACGAGGUGGUAGUUCAUCAAGUCUAAAUGUGGUUUCUCCUGAUAGUGAGGAUGAAGCUAACUUCUGGAGCUCAAUAAGAAGUAAUAGGGUACCUCUUCCAUUUGUUCCUGCUCCUGAGUCUGGAAAUAUGGUACAGGAUUCAACUAAUUGGAGUUUAGCUACUUCAAAUGGAAGCUAUUCCAGAAACAUGCCUUCUAGUUCUGCACUCAGCCGUGGGCCAAGUAUGCAAACUUCUACUACUGCAAGGACACCUUAUCAGAACUUAGCAACCAGUAGUACUCAUAGUUCUUCAGAAAUUUCUCCUAGGACUCUCCUACCUCUUGUUGAGUCCGAGUCUGGAAGUCAGAGAGGUAAUUUUCCCCUGCUAUCAUCAGCUGCUUCUCCUGUGGAGGAGGCAGAGAUAUCAUUGCGAUCUAGUAGCCGGGGAUCUAGUAGCCGACGUAAUCAUCGAAACCACCUAAUAUCAUCUUUAAUGACCAAUUUUCCAAGUAAUGAAGUGGAUGGAUCGCGUGGUUUAGCUUCUGAUAUCGAGGGUCGCCACAGACUGAUUCGUCAAGUCCUACAUUCCAUGCGGAGGGGCGAGAACAGGCGAUCUGAGGAUUAUAUGAUGCUUGAUUCAUUUCUCAACGGCGCUGCAGAAAUUCAUGAUACACAUAGAGGCAUGAGGCUCGAUGUUGAUAACAUGUCGUAUGAGGAAUUAUUGGCAUUGGAAGAACGUAUAGGAAAUGUGAACACCGGAUUAAGUGAAGGAACCAUUUUAGAACGUAUGAAACAGCGAAAGCAUGAUUCAAUAUAUGGAGGGUCAUCGUCCAAUAUGGAGCCUUGCUGUAUCUGUCGAGAGGAAUACGCAAGUGGAGAUUACAUGGGCAUAUUGGAUUGUGGACAUGAAUUCCAUAGUAGUUGCAUAAAGCAGUGGCUAAUGCUGAAGAAUGUGUGUCCUAUUUGUAAGAUGACAGCCUUAAAAAAAUGAAAUGCAACCAAAUAAAGAUAAUUUCCCCUCCUCCAAUUCCCAACAAAAGAAUUCUUGUUGUUACUAUUUUAUAACUCAUGGGAUGUUUAUUUAUUUUGAUGUUGUGGUAAAUCCAUAGAAAUCUUGUUAUGAUGUUUGUAUUGAGUAAUACUUCACAAGUUUUUUCUUUAACCAAACAAUGUGUUUAGUUU